GUUCAGAUGUGCCUUUUAAAAGUGAUUCUUUGGACUUCAAAGAAUUUUAAAAGUGUUAUGACUUCGAAAAUAAGAAGGUUGUAAUCAUAAAAGUCUGUGUUUUAUCUUUGUCUUCAAGUCCUAGCCCUAUUAAUAAAAAUAAGGUUGUAGAAAAACCAAUUUGCCACAUUAAAGAUUUGGUUUACUUUUACACACUAUCCAAAUAUACAUGAACUAACUUUAAAUAGUUUGUUGAUUAAUCUUUUGAUGUUAUGGUUUUCAAGUUAGCAUGCAAAACAGUUGGAAUUGUUGGGCUUGGAAACAUUGGAUCUAGAGUUGCUACAAGACUAACGGCCAUGGGUUGCAUAGUCUCAUACACCUCAAGGCAGAAAAAGCCCUCUAUACCCUUCACGUUUUACCCAAAUAUCCUCCAACUCGCUUUUGACUCAGAUGCUUUGGUCGUAUGUUGUGCGUUGACCAACGAAACACGUCACAUGAUCAACAACAAAGUCAUGAUGGCCUUGGGAAAAAAAGGUAUCAUCGUGAAUGUGGCCCGUGGGGCCAUCAUUGACGAGGUGGAGUUAGUGAAGUGUUUGGUUGAAGGUGAAAUUGGUGGUGCUGGUUUGGAUGUUUUUGAAAACGAACCAAAUGUUCCCAAAGAGUUGUUUGAAUUGGACAAUGUCGUUCUUUUGCCUCAUAGAACGGCUUUCACAAAGGAAUCAUUUUAUGAUGCCGCUCAGAUUUUAAUAGGUAACUUGGAAGCAUUUUUUACGAACAAGCCCUUGCUUACUCUUGUCGCCAACGAAUUCUAGUCACCCAGGUUGUAUUUUCUUGGUUAGCUUUCCGAAUAUCAUAGAAUGUUUAUGAUAUCCAUUUUAAUCUAAUUAAGUUAUGCGACUUUUGGUUU
Molecule: messenger RNA, 886 nt
Organism: Helianthus annuus (common sunflower)
Lineage: Eukaryota; Viridiplantae; Streptophyta; Magnoliopsida; Asterales; Asteraceae
Product: glyoxylate/hydroxypyruvate reductase HPR3-like
Exons: 1
Coding region: 252-791 (179 amino acids)
Cellular component (GO): cytosol
Molecular function (GO): glyoxylate reductase (NADPH) activity; NAD binding; hydroxypyruvate reductase [NAD(P)H] activity
Source: RefSeq, a predicted model, not a curated record